AUGAGCAGUGCAAGUGCCAGCUCAAGUGAUUCCCCGCCCGUACAUUAUGGGAGGCAGGAUCUUGGCAGCUUCCAGCCGAUCGUGAAUGGGAAGUCAGCUAAGUUGUGUGACUUCUGGUCGAGGAAUGGCAACUGUGUUCAUGGAGAGCACUGUAGGUUCUUGCACGACCCCUCAGUUGCUCCGAGGCCUCUGCAGCUGGACAUCAGGUCAAAGAGAUCCAGGCCGAACGUUCAAAGUCUCCUGCAGCUUCACAAGGGCAAUGACAAUGACUUGAUCAGCCUGGACUUUCCACCUCCGAACAUCAACCUGAAUGCGACUUCACCCAACAUGAUCUUGGCAAACGACACAAGACCUUUUUCCAAGAAGAAGCAGCGAGUUUGCGAUUUCUUCCUCAAGUAUGGUAACUGCAGACAACAGGAAGCUUGCAGGUUUCUGCACCUUCGACUGGAGGACGUUGUCCAACAAAACGCGUUGCAGAUCGUUGCUCCAGAGCAUCACAACCAUUCCUUUGGUGAUUUGCCACAAGGACAAUCUGCGCUUCAUUCUUUUGAGGUGCAACACAAUCACAAUUCUCUGGGUAGCAAUGUUGGUGGUUCAGAUUUCCAACCUCUGCCAGAUCUUAUUCGAUGCGAUGAUGACGAAGCUGCCCAGUUGUCUCAGAACCAGCCUUUCCGGCAUCAGCUCUUGGAAAGCCCGGGAGAGCAAGCACUUGGGCUUGCAGGACAGCGACUUCCCUUCAGUUCUACGGAGAAUGGAAGCCCUACUUUCAACAUGGAAUCCAGGGGGACCAGAGGAGACGGGUUCAAGCGGUAUGCCUCCCGAGAAGCUCCAAAGCUCAAUUAUGAAUCGGCCUUUCAUGCAAUACCCAGGCCCUUGUCAUAUUUUCCGAGCUCGCAGUUCCCACUCCCGGAUACAUUCACAGACUCGGACUUUCGGAAUUCCUCGGUCAAAGAAUUUUCUGCGCUCUGUGGACGGUCUGCAACGCUGCAGCAUGACGACGCCCUUUCGUCGAUUCCGUUGUGGGCGGAAGAGCCGAGGGCUCAAAGGAACAUGCAGGCCAGAAGUGCCACCAUGCCGAAGCCAUCCUACAUACCAGGAGUUGCUCGCGCUAUGGAUGGAAGCAUGUGGCUUGUGUCUCCUGAUGGAUGGGCUGUGUUAAGCGAAGCGUCUAAUUCAUCCACGAUGAAUGUUGGCCGGCGACGACUUUGCGAUUUCUUUUGUAAGCAUGGCAAUUGCCGGCAUGGCCUUACGUGCUCAUUCCUUCAUGUCACGGAAAGUAUGCCGGUGGAGGACUACAUUGAGGCCAGAACAAGGAAAAUGGAUCUUUCCAAGUUUCAGUGA
Guillardia theta CCMP2712 is the source of this 1341-nucleotide messenger RNA. RefSeq lists its product as hypothetical. The coding region runs from base 1 to 1341 and encodes 446 amino acids. The transcript has 3 exons. NCBI's taxonomy places the organism in Eukaryota, Cryptophyceae, Pyrenomonadales, Geminigeraceae. The record is from RefSeq and is a predicted model, not a curated record. Gene Ontology annotation, molecular function: mRNA binding; metal ion binding.